GUGGCUGACCUGAAUGACUGGGUCUGACUCCUUGGAUGAAAUCUCAACUAACUACUACCAUAUUAUCUUUCUUUAUCCCUUGAUAACUUCUUUCUUCUUUCUUUCUUUCUCUACUUCCUCCUCUCACCAUAACACAUACAUAGCCAUUCUCUACCCUAAUCAAUCCUAUUGAUUACAUUCAUACUAUCAACAAUGGCAACCGUCACCUUCAAAGACGACCUCCCCAACACCACAACCACAACAACUCCAAAGAAUAAAACAACCACCCUCCGCCGCUGGCUCACCUUCUCAACCUCAACCUCAUCAUCCCAUCGCCGCCGCCGCCGCUCCUCCUCCCCACGCCCAAAACCAACCCGCAGACCUACCCCAAAACCCACCAUUAACACCACCACCAGUACAUCAACAUCAACAUCAACAACAACCCGUCUCUACCGAAGAGUAACCCUCCCGCGCCGCUCCUCCAAAUCCAAAACCAAGACGAGAACAAUAAUCCAUCCUGAUGACGAUACACAACCUACAUCGCUACUUACAUCCAUAAACACCACUACCAACACAGGCACACCCACAGCCCAUCCAACAGAUACUACCAACCCAAUCACACCCCCACCCACAAGCCCUACCUCCCCCUCAAGCACUACCAAUAACAAAAUCCGCGCACGCUCUCCCCUCUCCCCCCUCUCACCCCUAAGUCUCAACUUCAGUACACUAUUCAACCUAUCUCCACGAUCCAAAACCAUCGAGGAAUCGUCAUCAUCAUCAUCGACAUAUUCAUCGUCAUCGGCAUCGGAGAUACAUAUCCCCCCGCCGACUGUAUCGCAUGAGCAGCUGACGAGUUCGUAUGCGGAGUAUUGUGAGGCGUUUACGGAGGGGCGGACGGAGGAGAGUUUCCUGUAUCAGGAGGAAAAGGAGGGGGAGGAAUAUGGAGAUAAGGGUGUUCGGCCGGUGAAGGAGAUUGUGAUUAAGGGGGAGAAGGGGUGUUUGGAGGAGAGGUGUAGGGGGAAGGAGGGUGUAGGGGGAGGGGGACAAUGUGUGGUGGAUACAAAGGAGGAAGAAACAAAGGAAAAUGGUGAUGGGGACAGGGCUAUUCCGUGCAGUGAUGAUCAAAGGGAGAUUCUACAUUGGUUACGGGAGUCGGAUGAGGAGGAGCAGGAUAGUGGCAGCAAUGCUGAAGAUGUACCGCUGCGGGUGUCUCCCCCCGCGAGGAUCCUCACGCCGGCUCGAUAUGAACAGUCGCGACGGGCGGCGAGACAACCUCAGCAUGGGAAGCAGGAGCACCACGAGGAUCAGCGACAUGCGUGGUGGACUGCACUCCGGGUGGGGUGGACGCGCAUGCGCCGCCGAACCAGCAGGGCUGCCAAUCCCGACUACAAUUAGACUAAUUCCACGCUGCACUGCAUAAGACAAGAAUCAAUCAAUAAAUUCGUGCAACGUCGCUAGCCCAAUGGGAUCCCCAGAAAUGGCCGCAAGGGAUGUCGAUGCACCCGUCGGUUGCAAUCACAAGAAAC
Aspergillus piperis CBS 112811 is the source of this 1505-nucleotide messenger RNA. RefSeq lists its product as uncharacterized. The transcript has a single exon. NCBI's taxonomy places the organism in Eukaryota, Fungi, Ascomycota, Eurotiomycetes, Eurotiales, Aspergillaceae. The coding region runs from base 193 to 1374 and encodes 393 amino acids. The record is from RefSeq and is a predicted model, not a curated record.